Molecule: messenger RNA, 1918 nt
Organism: Olea europaea var. sylvestris
Lineage: Eukaryota; Viridiplantae; Streptophyta; Magnoliopsida; Lamiales; Oleaceae
Product: probable LRR receptor-like serine/threonine-protein kinase At1g12460
Exons: 2
Biological process (GO): protein phosphorylation
Molecular function (GO): receptor serine/threonine kinase binding; protein kinase activity; ATP binding
Source: RefSeq, a predicted model, not a curated record
CAAGGAGAGAUUCCGGGCAUUGGAACUUGCAGUAGCAGACUGGAAGUUUUUGAUGUUUCUGGGAAUGAUUUCAAUGGAAACAUUCCAUCUGGCAUCACAGAAUGCAGUCGCCUGAAGUAUUUAGAUUUGGGGUUUAACAGGCUUGAUGGAAGUAUACCAGUUGGAAUUGCUGACUUGAAGGGUCUUGUGUUCAUUCGAUUAGCAAAUAACUCGAUUGACGGAACAAUUCCUUUGGCAUUUGGGAGUAUUGAAUGGCUUGAAGUUCUGGAUUUGCACAAUCUCAAACUCAGUGGUGAAAUCCCAGAAGAGAUAAGCAAUUGCCAGUAUCUUCUCGAGCUAGAUGUUUCUGGCAAUUCUUUAGCAGGAGGCGUUCCGCAGAACCUCCAGAACAUAACAUCCCUUGAAAUUCUCGACCUGCAUAAUAACCAGUUCAACGGAAGCAUACCUACAACCAUUGGAAAUUUAUCUAACCUGCAUUAUUUGGAUUUGUCGGAAAACUUUCUAUCCGGACCCAUCCCUUUGACAUUUGGGAAUCUCAAAAAUUUAACUCAUUUCAACAUUUCUUACAACAACCUUUCUGGUGCUAUCCCUUCUAUUCCUAGCAUCCAGCAGUUUGGAUUCUCAGCCUUUUUUCACAAUCAAGGUCUUUGUGGUGCUCCAUUAGAAAACUCUUGUUCUGGCACAGAACGGAAACCAAAGUUGAGUGUUUCAACAAUUGUUGCUAUAGUUGCUGCUGCUUUGAUUGUUACAGGCGUUUGUUUGAUAACCAUCAUCAACAUGAAGGCUCGGAGGAGAAGAAGAGAAGAUGAGACCAUGAUUGUAGAAAGCACCCCGUUAGCUUCAACAGAAUCUAAUGUCAUCAUUGGAAAAUUAGUCCUCUUCAGUAAAAGCUUGCCUUCAAAGUAUGAGGACUGGGAAACUGGCACCAAAGCGUUGCUUGACAGGGAAUGCCUAAUCGGUGGAGGCUCUAUUGGAACAGUGUAUAAAACUACCUUUGAAGGCGGAAUAUCAAUUGCUGUGAAGAAACUUGAGACUCUGGGAAGAAUCAGGAACCAAGAUGAGUUCGAGCAUGAAAUUGGACAUUUGGCGAAUCUUCAACACCCCAAUCUUGUUGCUUUUCAAGGUUAUUAUUGGUCAUCUAGUAUGCAGUUAAUUUUAUCUGAAUUUGUCUCGAAUGGAAACCUGUAUGAUAACUUGCACGGUGUUAAUUAUCCUGGGACCAGCACUGGUGUUGGUAAUCCAGAAUUGAAUUGGUCAAGAAGGUUUCAGAUAGCAUUAGGGACUGCCAGAGCACUAGCGUACCUUCACCAUGACUGCAAACCUCGGGUUCUUCAUCUCAACGUCAAAUCUACUAAUAUACUACUGGAUGAAAACUACAAUGCCAAACUAUCAGAUUACGGUUUGGGGAAGUUGCUUCCUUUGCUAGACAAUUAUGGUUUGACACAUAUCCACAGUGCAGUUGGAUAUAUUGCACCUGAGUUGGCACAAAGUUCAAGGAUCAGUGAAAAAUGUGACGUUUAUAGUCUUGGGGUUAUUCUGCUGGAGUUGGUUACAGGGAGGAAGCCGGUGGAAAGUCCUUCGGCAAAUGAGGUUGUGAUUUUGUGUGAAUAUGUUAGAAGUUUGGUCGAGAGUGGUUCUGCUUUGAAUUGUUUCGACAGAAGGUUGAGAGGAUUUGCCGAAAAUGAGCUUAUUCAGGUCAUGAAGUUAGGGUUGAUAUGUACUUCUGAAGUUCCUUCAAGAAGACCAAGCAUGGCUGAGGCUGUUCAGAUACUUGAAUCCAUAAGAAAUGGUUAUAACUAUUGAUUGCAAGAAUUUAGUUUUUUGGUACAAGGUAACAUAAUAUUCUUUCAUAUUUAUUCCGGAUUAGAAUCAUUAAUUUGUUCUUAUGAUUGCAAUAAAAUUAUUCCAUUUUUUGCAA